Messenger RNA from Saccostrea echinata, 1193 nucleotides. RefSeq lists its product as uncharacterized. NCBI's taxonomy places the organism in Eukaryota, Metazoa, Mollusca, Bivalvia, Ostreida, Ostreidae. Gene Ontology annotation, molecular function: S-adenosylmethionine-dependent methyltransferase activity. The record is from RefSeq and is a predicted model, not a curated record. Bases 6 to 965 code for a protein of 319 amino acids. Gene Ontology annotation, biological process: methylation. The transcript has 8 exons.
UUAAGAUGGAAUAUAAAAUGAUGGCCGAUAUAUUCCCGGAUAAUUUUCAUAUUCUUCUUGAGCCCUGUGUGGGACCUGUUCUUAAACUUUUAAGGCUUGAUUCAGAGAUUGACCGUCCCAUCAACAUAGUGGAUUUCGGGACGUGCCAAGGACGAACUUCUUUCCCAUUUUUGAAAAUUCUGACAGAACAAAUUCGAAUCAAGUCACAAUGUCGAGAAAUUGCUGUUUACCUCAAUGAUCAGAAGACUAACGAUUUCAACGCUUUGGUCAGGACUAUUACAGAAUUUCAAGAAGAAGUGACUGAUCCCUUCCUCCGAAUAAUCAUCAAUCCUUGCAAUGCUUAUGAGCGUUGUCUUCCGGCAUCCAGUAUUGACAUCGGUGUUUGCUCACUCAUGGUGCACUGGCUAUCCACGCCUAUGCGUGUUGAAAAGCAGUUAGUUUACCUACCUAGCAACACCGAUAAAGAGGAAAAAAUUGAAGAAAAAGCUGCUCAGGAUUGGGAGAAUUUUCUUUCCUUGAGAUCCAGAGAGAUGAAAAAAGGUGCUGUGUUUCUUGUUGUUGUGCUCUACUAUUCUAGAGACUUAUAUGAAAUUCUGUGUGAUGAAUUCUAUCAACUUUAUGAAAGAAAUAUCAUAACAAAGGAAGAGUUGUCAAACACCACAAUACCAAUCUACCCCUACAGAACAGAGACUGAACUCAGGGCACCAUUUGACGACAUUGGCCAGCAGAUUGGUAUUCAACUUCUAGAACUGCGGAAAAGACCUGUCAAGUUUUACAAAGACGAGGACGUUGAUUGUCUUAGGAGUUGGAUGAAUAGCAGCAUAAUGGCCGGACUCUGUAGAACCAGAAAUGAUGAGGAGGCUAAUGAAAUCAGUAACAUUUAUUUUCAAAACUUAAAGGAUCGAUUAUCCGACUGGAAAUGGAUGGAUUACUUCGUGUUCGACGUUAUUUUCCAGAAAAUCUAGCGAACUUUUUUUCGAAAAUCGCUCGGAUCUCUUACUUAUUGUUUUCACUAUUGUAAACAGAUAUAACCUAUCAUUGGGUGGAAUUCUGGAUGAUGUGUUUCAUACCAAUUGUUAGGCCUUUGUUUUAAUAUUGAAAAUGACUACGGAAUGUUCCCCUCUUCACGUCAGUAGACAGAAUUUUUUUUAGACUUGCACAAAAGAUUGAUAAAGAAACAUGUAUAUUGAGGA